AUGGAGAUUUCAGCCACAGCUGGGGAGUCCGAGCUGCACUUUGAAGUCUGCAAGGCGGACCGUGAUGAAGUUUGGCCACCUGAGGGAUCAGUUCAUGCGAAGGUCAUGCUUGAUGCAGAUGUUUCUGGUUUGAGAGCGAGACGCAGUAUGCCGCUGGAUAGCUCUGUGCUGCCUGGUGCCUGCCUAGUGGCAGAUAUUUCGAAGACCAGACUUCAGGCGGGCGGAAGCGUGAAAAAGACCGGCCUCACCUGGCAUCCAAACGUCCAGGAAACUCGGCCGUUCCAAGGAGAUCGAGGUGCUCGUCGCAACACGCCUUUCCUGCCGGCAAACCCUCCGAUUCAGGAGGCCGAAGAGAGGCGCCCCCAGACCAACCAGACCAGGAGAUCCGUGCAAUCGGAAGAUGCAAGGUCCAGCAAAACUGACUGCAGCAACCCGCCCCAACCUAUCUCAAUGCAGCUGGACCUGCCGGAGACGCAGAAGAUCUCCAAGCCCAGAGGGCAGGCUCCCCGAAACAACUCCGUGCCUUCACCUGAUGCGAGCCAGGGCCGAGCCUCUGUUUCCAAGGACUCUCAGAGCAGCUCAAGCUAUGAGCCACUCAGGCGCCGCAGCUCCAGCCAACGCUGGAGGGUGUUCCAGGGCCAAGAGAAGGACAGCUGGAGGGAUCCUAUUCGGCGUUCAAAGAGCCAGCCGGCCGACGACCUGUCAGAGAAGAAGCAGCACACUGAUGCACAGAGCCACGGGGACCUGGCCACGCUGACCAGUGAGCGCCAGCAGGCUCCAACGCACAUGCAGGUAGACGCUUCUGACAGUGGCAGCUUGUCGCAGUAUGCAUCACAGGAUGAGCCAGCCCCUGCAGAGCUGCCAAAAGCCAGAAAUUCGGCUCGGUCUUCCGAUGCCAGGCAAUCAAGAGAGUGGAGACUUUCGGCUCCCCCACAGCGGCGAACAAGCAUGGUCGAGGCUGCGUCUGACGGAAGCGCUCGAGGAGGCAGAGCUUCGGUGACGCGAUCAUCCGCUUUCGCUUCGGGGGGUUCGGAGAGGGCCAGCGACUUCAGCUGCAAUGGGGCCAGUCACGUUCAAGGUUCAUUCCGCUUGCGGUCGUCUGGCAUGCAGGGCCAGGUGGAUGGGACACGCAAGCCAAGCGGCCACUGUGCAUCAGACUCUAGGGGUAGCCGCUUGUCGAAACGCUCGAACCGUGCACCAUCUCAGACAUACCUUCAGCGCUUUACGUGCCGCUACACGGAGCCGCGAGCGGUCACGUUUAGUGGCCUGCGUCAGGAACACCCCUGCUUCGUAGAUGCUAACUGUGCAGAAGGACUUCUGGGCAGGGACCGCACGGCUCUGCUGGUGUUAUUGGAGCAGGCCGAGCAUUCCGUGGCAGCCGUGAGGCGCCAAAACUCACUGGCAGAUGCUGCCACAAUGCCGAGACUUCUUGCUAGCCUCAGUGCAGAGUUCGUCUUGCAUGCGCGAGAAGUGCGUGGUGGACAUUUGAAGACGCUCUGUGAAGAACCAGUGGUGCUCGUUGUCCUACAACGUCUCAUAGAAGUGCUGGACGCUCUUGUGCCGGUCGGGGCCGGCACCGCAGAUGCUGUCGCUUUCGCGGAACCAGAUACUUGUAUCAUGGGCGGUGAGGCUGCUUUGCAACACACUGAAUCAGUUCUGGAGUCGCUCCGACAGGCGUUUGACCCGCAUGGUUUCAUCACAGAGUGCAUGUCGUACUUGGGCAGAAAGAACCUGGAGAAGCAGCUGUGGAAUGAACCGAAGCUGGAGUGCUUGGUUGAUCAGAUGGAUGUCCUGGCCCUGCUGGCUGUUCGCAUCGCAUUGGAGUGGGACCCGCCCUGCUCUGUGCCCAAACCAAUAGACGUAGCUACGAGCACCCAAGAACGUUUCUUCCAAACGGUCCUGGAACGACUGGAGCAUCUCAUGGAGCCAAGGGGUGUAAAGCCCCAAGCCGCCCAAGCCCAAAACCUGGCGCAUCUGGCCUUGGCUUUGGAGACUCUCUUCGUGAUGCUUCGGUCGGACCCUGGCCUGGAGCGACUUCGCAGCGUGACCUUGAAACCGACCCAUGGAUCUGACAGUUCUCGUGGGAGUGAUGCAACCGCGUGGUUGGCUUUACUGACCGUCGAUGUCGUGCAGCUGUUCCUGGAGCAUGCAGAGACCGUGCCGAUCCAAUCCCUGCAGCUCGGCUUGCCAGCCGCCGUACGCGUUCUCACUUUGCUUCUGGAUGCAGCAACAGAUCUGGGGAGAAUUCUGGACCGAUUUGUACGAAUUCUUGGCCAGAUCUUAUCUGCUGCCACGCUGACAACGCCCCUGCUGCUAGCCCUAGUGGAUAUGGUGAAAGCUCCCAAACCUCGCACCUGGUUCGGAAGCGCCACAGAUGCUGCGAACACGAGGAGAAAGCUUCGAUGCAGCUUGAUCAGGUGCAAGAUGCCCAGCCAAGUUGCUGUUGUGGCGAAGGAAAAGCUCGAAAUCUUGCUGCAACAGUCACAGGACGACUGUGCUGCCACGUUGGCUGAUGAUCGAGGCCCCGUAAGCAAAACGCUGGCUAAGCGAGCCCAGCAGGUCAUAGCAGCUGGUGCGUUUUACGAUGCCGUGGAAGAGCUUGUCUACGAGGUGCACGGUACAUGCUCCGUGCUGGACGAUGAGAUGUCAGACCUGAGGUCUGCCUACGAAGACCUGGACGGUUUGGAGCUAGACGGCGGCAGGAAGCGUGCCUCCUGCAUGAACGCUUUGGGCAACAUGCGCCAAUCUAUUCUGACGAACUGCUUGAUGCCCCAGACCAGGAGGAGAAGUUCUAGAAAAUCUCUGGAGUGA
Molecule: messenger RNA, 2811 nt
Organism: Symbiodinium necroappetens
Lineage: Eukaryota; Dinophyceae; Suessiales; Symbiodiniaceae
Source: the annotation of a GenBank genome assembly